Hipposideros armiger (great roundleaf bat) is the source of this 2009-nucleotide messenger RNA. RefSeq names its product sedoheptulokinase (gene SHPK). Bases 93 to 1529 code for a protein of 478 amino acids. Gene Ontology annotation, biological process: cellular response to lipopolysaccharide; phosphorylation; glycerol metabolic process. The transcript has 7 exons. The record is from RefSeq and is a predicted model, not a curated record. NCBI's taxonomy places the organism in Eukaryota, Metazoa, Chordata, Mammalia, Chiroptera, Hipposideridae. Gene Ontology annotation, cellular component: cytosol. Gene Ontology annotation, molecular function: sedoheptulokinase activity.
GGCAAGGCCCCGCCUCGGAGCCGUGGUCCCUGGUGAAGUGUGCGGGAGGGGGCGCCUCUGAGGCGACGAGACGUCCGCUGUGCCCCACGGCCAUGGCUACACCGGCGGUCACUCUCGGCAUCGACCUGGGCACCACGUCUGUGAAGGCGGCCUUGCUGGAGGCCGCGCCCGGCGACCCAUCGGGGUUCGUGGUACUGGCCAGCUGCGUCCGGGCUACGCGGGCCGAGGCGGAGGCCCAGAGCGCGGCGGCGGCGCCCCAGGCGCGGGAGCAGGAUGUGAGUAGAAUCAUCCAAGCCCUAAACGAGUGCGUUGCUGCCCUGCCCCAGCAGGAGCUGCGGAAAGUCUGCAGCAUUGGAGUGUCAGGACAGAUGCACGGAGUCAUGUUUUGGAAAACAAACCAAGGCUGUGAAUGGACGGAGGGAAGGGCCGCCCCUGUGUUCCAGCCCAGAGCCGUGAGCCACCUGGUUACAUGGCAAGAUGGCCGGUGUAGCCGCGCGUUCCUGGCUUCUCUGCCCCAGCCAGAGUCCCAUCUCAGUAUGGCCACGGGAUUUGGCUGUGCAACCAUCUUCUGGCUUUUGAAAAAUAGCCCAGAGUUUCUGAAGUCCUACGAUGCCGCUGGCACCAUCCAUGACUAUGUGGUUGCCAUGUUGUGUGGCUUGCCCAGACCCCUGAUGUCUGACCAGAAUGCCGCUAGCUGGGGCUAUUUCAACACCCAGAGCCAAACCUGGAACAUGGAGAUACUGAGGGCCUCGGGCUUUCCUGUCCGUCUGCUCCCGGACGUCACGCAGCCCGCCAGCGUGGCAGGCAGAACUUCCCACGCGUGGCUCGAAAUCCCCAAGGGGACACAGGUGGGCGUGGCCUUGGGUGACUUACAGGCCUCCGUCUAUUCCUGUAUGGCCCAAAGGACAGAUGCCGUUCUCAACAUAAGCACCUCAAUUCAGCUGGCAGCCUCCAUGCCUUCAGGAUUCCAGCCGGCACAGACACCAGACCCUGCAGCCCCAGUUGCCUACUUCCCAUACUUUGACAGGACCUACCUGGCAGUGGCAGCAUCACUCAACGGGGGCAAUGUGCUGGCCACAUUCGUCCACAUGCUGGUCCAGUGGAUGGCGGAGCUAGGCCUGGAGGUUGAAGAAUCCACUGUGUACUCACGCAUGAUCCAGGCAGCUGCGCAGCAGACAGACACCUGCCUAACUAUCACUCCAACAGUGUUGGGCGAGAGGCACCUGCCAGACCAGCUGGCCUCAGUGACCAGAAUCUCCUCCUCUGACCUCUCCCUGGGGCACGUGACCCGGGCCCUGUGCCGAGGCAUCGUUCAGAACCUGCAUUCCAUGCUUCCAUCUCAGCAGCUCCAGGAGUGGGGCGUGGAGCGUGUGGUCAGCAGUGGGAGUGCGCUGUCCAGGAACGAGGUGCUGAAGCAGGAAGUGCAGAGGGCUUUCCCUUUCCCAGUGUCCUUUGGGCAGGAUGUAGACGCAGCUGUGGGGGCAGCACUAGUCAUGUUCCAGAGAAACCUCAAGCAGGAGGAGCCCUAGUCAGCACACUAUUUGGCCAAAGGACUGUUGCAAAUUUUAUCUAAUUAACAUUCCUGAUGUGAUCUUGGGGUCAUCCUUUUCCUGGACAGCUCGGUGGGCAGUUUUUAAACAAUGCUUCUUUUCAGGCACCAUCUUGACCAAGGACCUUCCUUCAGGGUACACUCUAAUAAUGUAGCCAGGAGUCAUCAACCAGAUCCCAAAUCAAUGCCUUCUGAAAGAGACUCACCUGGGAGCUGGUUGCAAAUGUAAAUGUGGAAAAAAGAAAGAGAAAAAAGGAACAGGAGCCCAGCAUCCUGGUCAGCAGGCUCACCUGUGAUUCACCUGCAGAUAAAGAGAAAAUACAUGUGGACUUCAGGCACCAAAAAGCCUGGUAGCUGUGGGCUCCAAGUAAGAAAAGAAGACCUGGGGGUCGGCUGAGUGGCUCAAUUGAUUAAGAGCGCAAGCUCUGAGCAACAGGGUUGCCGGUUCGAUUCCCACAUG